Caretta caretta (loggerhead turtle) is the source of this 5389-nucleotide messenger RNA. RefSeq names its product atos homolog A (gene ATOSA). The record is from RefSeq and is a predicted model, not a curated record. Lineage: Eukaryota; Metazoa; Chordata; Testudines; Cheloniidae.
ACUACUGGGGCAGGGGUCAGGUAUCCGCUCCCCUCAGCCGCCGCCCCACACUUCCCCGCCCUCGGCCAGGGAGAUGACCCCGUGACAUCCCGGGAGGGCACGGGGCACGGCGGGCGGCUGCGGCCGGGCGCGGAGCGGGAGAUGAGUGUGGCAUGCGGCCCCUCCCGGCGCUAGCCAGGUGCCGGUGCAGGGCUAGCCCGCCCCGCAGGGGGCGUUGAUUGGAGGGAGGGGGUGUCUGUGUGACAGGCGGAGCGGCCUGCGCAAGUCCUGUCAGACGCGGGCAGGUGGGGGGCACUGACAGGGAGCUGGUAGGGCGGACCGCGGCUGUGCGGUCUGGUAUAGUUCCCGUCCGCCCCCCAUCCCGGUAUGCCAGGAGAGGGGCCAGGCGGAGCGGGGUCACUCAUGAGCGGAGGGGGUGAGAGACGAGUCUGAAAUCCAGGUCAGCCCUGGCUGUGUGAGGGGGCAGUGACUGCGAUAGGGGGCGCGGGGAUGGGGCUGCCCCCUCUUUCUGCCCCUUCUGCGAUCGAUGGUUUGAGGGGCUGCUGCUCGCCAGGAGCGUUUGUGUAGAGGAGGGGGAGGGCAGUUGGAGGGGUCUGGCUUCUUCCCCCUCCUGGAGCAGGUAAAAAGGAGUGGACUCCAGGCAGCCUGUGCUGACAUUGGCUGUGGCCGCAGUGACUCAGAGGCUCUUUCUGCUGAGGGGGUGAGUUUAGGUGGCAGUGGUGUGGGAUUUUACCCCGGCAGGUUAUAAAUAGACCUGCUCAGUCGCUGCUGUGUCAAGGAAGGACACAUUGGCAAGUUCCAGAGAGAGGGAAACUGGGCUGUGUUUAGCUUUUCCCCGCAGACAGCUGCUGCCACCACAAUGAAUGCAAGGAGGAGGCCUAGCUGCUAUUAGCAGGAUCUUGUAAGCCCUAAGGAGUGGAGUGCUGGGUUUUAUCUUAUUUUAUUGUUUUACACAAAAAUAAAUACAAGUAGCCAGAGAGAGCAUCAGAGAGUCUUCCAAAGAAGAAGGACAAAAAACCUUAGUCUCUCAUUUCAGAGAUCUGGGAAGAAACAGACUGGGAGUGAAAAUGAAGCCUGAACGAGGUUUCUACACUUUGACAAUGUACACUCUUGACAACAAACAAUUGGCACCAUGAAAUCUUGGAAGACUGUUCUAAUUGUGACCCAGUUCAAAUCAGUCAUGAAUUUAUAACCAGAUACUUUAGAUGAAUACUUUGAAUAUGAAGCUGAGGAAUUCCUGGUCUCCUUGGCCUUGUUGAUUACUGAAGGUCGAACACCAGAAUUUUCUGUAAAAGGUAGAACAGAGGGUUUCCAUUGCCCUCCAGCACAGUCAAGUCAACCACUAACAUCUAAGCAUGAAUGCACCGACAAAUUGGCCCAGUGUCGUCAAGCCAGACGAACCAGGUCUGAGGUUAUGCUACUGUGGAAAAAUAAUAUUCCUAUCAUGAUAGAAGUGAUGCUACUUCCGGACUGUUGCUAUAGUGAUGAAGGGCCCACCACAGAAGGGAGUGAUUUAAAUGAUCCUGCAAUCAAACAAGAUGCAUUGCUGUUAGAAAGGUGGAUUUUGGAGCCAGUUCCCCGACAAAGUGGAGAUCGCUUUAUUGAAGAGAAGACCCUCUUAUUGGCUGUCCGAUCUUUUGUUUUCUUUUCUCAGUUGAGUGCUUGGCUGAGUGUUUCACAUGGUGCUGUUCCUCGUAAUAUUCUGUACAGAGUAAGUGCUGCAGAUGUGGACCUGCAAUGGACUUUCUCACAGACACCAACUGAACAUGUGUUUCCUGUUCCUAAUGUUUCUCACACUGUGGCCUUGAAAGUCAGUGUCCAGUCCUUGCCUAGACAAUCUAACUAUCCAGUUUUGACCUGUAGUAUUCACACCAGCCUGGGCUUUUAUGAAAAGGGAAUACAAGAACAUAAUGUACAUCAGCACUGUGAUUCCAUUGAGGGAGAGCAGCGCAGCAUGUCCAGUUCACAGCGUUCAUGUGGAAAACAAACAUGGACAUUGAUUCCUGAAGGCUUGCUUAAUGCAAAAAUAUCCCCUGAAUUUACUACAUCAGUGAGAAAUGUAAAACUUUAUCCAGCAACUGGUUUUGGGUCUGCCUAUGGGACAUCACAGUCUAAAGUCCAGUGCUAUAAUGCUAUGGGGGACAAUAAGAAACAGCCACAUGAAACAUCAGUCAGAACUUUUAAAUCCUUUUCUUUGGUUGAUCCCCAAGUUCCAAAUAGUCAGUGUUCCCAUCAGCCCAUAGGAGAGACUAAUCCUUUGAUAGGUUCUUUACUUCUGGAGCGACAGGAAGUUAUAGCAAGAAUUGCUCAGCACUUGAUUCACUGUGAUCCAUCUACUUCACAUGUUACUGGAUGUCCAUUCAACAUGCAUGAAACCAGUCCAAAAGUUUUUUGGAAUACUUAUGAAGAUGAAAGCUUGCUGAAAAAAGGCAAGGAAACAUCCUCUGUUUCUACUAACAUAGAUAUUAUGUUAUCAGAAGACUGUAGUGAAGACAAGACAAGAGCAAUAUCAGAGAACCCAUUGGUUGAUUCCCAUGUUCUUAUGAACCACUGUUCUCAUCAGUCCAUAGAAGAGACUAAUCCUUUAAUAGGUUCUUUACUUCUGGAGCGACAGGAAGUUAUAGCUAGGAUUGCCCAACAUUUGAUUCACUGUGAUCCAGCUACUUCACACAUUACUGGGCGUCCAUUCAAUAUACAUGAAAGCAGUUCAAUCACUUCAAAAGUUUUUCAAAGUUCAUAUGAAGAUGAAAACUUGUUGAAGAAAGGCAAGGAAACAUCCUCUGUUUCUUUCUCUAAGUCUGCCGUUACCAUAAAAGACAGCAGUAAAGUAAAGACUAGAACACCUGAUACUCCUCUUACAUCUUAUAGACUUGAUGGUAUAUUGAAGGCUUCUCCAAAACCCCAAGCAAGAAGAAAACUGAUUCUAGCAAAACCCAGUGAGGUUGUCCAAAACACAUUUCAGCAGACUCCAAAUAAAACUACCAAUUCAUUUACUAGCAUAAAUAUAUCAUGUAGCAAAGAAAAUAAAUCUGAACUGCCAGAUAAACUGGAAACAGUUUCUGGUUGUCCACAUAAAGACCAAAUGACCAACAAAGUCAUUGGUAAACAGUGUUCAAAUUUCAACACAACUGAUGAACAGAUUUGCAAAAAUAAACUUAAAGAAAGAACAAUCAUCAGUGAGAAUAGCAAUGGAGGCUGUUUAAUCAAUCCACAGUUAGAUAAAUCCAAAAUACUUGAAGGUACAAAAAAAGCGACACUAAUGCAGGCAUCUGAUAUUUUGCACAAAAAUGAGCUUAAGUAUUUAGAUAAAGAUCCAAAAAAACCAAAUAUAUGUGAGCAAAAUACCCAACUUGUUAGUAUUGAAAAUUAUUUAAAUAAAGACCAUGACAGUUUCAAAUGCAAAAAUAAGCAAGAUAAACUGAAAACUGCACAUGAUGAGAAUGAAGACCCAACGGACUAUGAAUUUCAAAGCAAUUCUCAGAAGAAAUCUGUAGAAGACUAUUUGGAUAGGUGUCAACGACUGAAGAAUGCAGAUGUGCUGAGAAUACCACCACUCAAGCAUUCAAGUAUAUGGCAGAAACACAAUUUUCACUCUUUGGACGGGACUGUAACCAAGGCUUUCCAUCCUCGAACUGGAUUGCCUCUACUUUCAAGUCCUGUUCCUCAGAGAAAAACACAAUCUGGGUGCUUUGAUCUGGACUCAUCUUUGCUGCGAUUGAAAUGUUUGUCUACAAGGAGGUAUUCAUCCUUUUCUACUUACAAGAAAGUGUGGGAGUGUAUUCAGUGGAAUAAUUACAUAUAUAAACUUCCACAACAAUAUAUAAACACAGACAAUGACCCAGAAGGCCACGGGAAACCAUUUCUGAGUUCCAGUGCUCCACCCAUAACAAGUCUUAGCCUUCUAGGAAACUUUGAGGAGUCUGUCUUGAACUAUCGUUUAGAUCCUCUAGGCAUUGUUGAUGGCUUCACUGCUGAGGUGGGAGCAAGUGGAGUCUUUUGCCCUACGCACAUGACUCUUCCAGUCGAAGUGUCAUUCUACAGUGUUUCAGAUGAUAAUGCACCCUCUCCCUAUAUGGGUGUGAUUACUUUAGAAACCCUUGGUAAAAGGGGUUAUCGGGUACCUCCUUCAGGAACCAUACAAGUGACCUUAUUUAACCCUAAUAAGACUGUGGUGAAAAUGUUUGUGGUGAUCUAUGACUUACGAGAGAUGCCAGCCAAUCAUCAAACAUUCCUACGGCAAAGGACUUUUUCUGUUCCUGUGAGACGAGAAGUAAAGAGAAGCAUCAAUAAAGAAAACAUUCGGCAGACUGAAGAAAGACUACUACGCUACCUCAUACAUCUGAGGUUCCAGAGUUCCAAAUCUGGAAAGAUCUACCUCCACAGAGAUGUAAGACUCCUGUUCUCCCGGAAAUCAAUGGAAGUUGAUAGUGGUGCUGCGUAUGAACUCAAAUCUUACACUGAAUCUCCAACAAACCCUCAGUUUUCUCCAAGAUGUUAGCAAGCAGUGAAAAUCAGAGUAUUAACUGAAUUACCAGAUUACUGUUUACAAGCAAAACUUUGGCAUGGAAUACAGUGUAAAAUUAAAUAUGUAAAGAAAUGAAAAUAGUGCUCAAGUGAGAGUCAAUACUCUUCUGUGAUCCUGGACCAGUUUUUGUAAAAGGUUUCUGGAAUGAGCUUCGUGUAUUCCAAGUAGACUGGAAACAUACUUAAAUCUAAUCUUUUUGUACUGUUUAAAACCACUUCAUUGGAUGUGUUGCAAUAGCAAAUUCCCAAGUUAGUUUAGUGUUUACACCUUUUAUUUUAUUUUUCAGUUAUUUAAUAUUUAAUGUUUCAUUUAAUACUCAAGUGAUGUUUGUCUUUAGUGUUCUAAUGUAGCACAAAUCCUAUGUAAAAUCAUAUGUAUUUUUUGCAUUAAUAAUAUUGAAAUCUGAAAUAUAUACAGAAGUCUUUAAUUCUGUGUGAUGUGUUUUUAAGUGAUAUUCAUUUAAGUUAUUGAAAAUUAGGAUGAAAUUUUGAACUUCCAUAACAUUAUCAUACUAUGCAAGCAUGUGGUUUUCCUCGUUUUCUCUCUCUAAUUUUGGUGACACCCCAUUCUCAUUGCUUCCCACACACAAGUCCUCUUACAGCACAUUCGGCCAUAAUGCAGAAUGUGUUUCUUUAGCUACUCGCUAGUUCAAAUCAUUGACCCAGUUCAUAUUUUGCACCUUUAAUUUCCUUUUUUUUUCCCGAGUGGAUGCUCUACUAAGAACAUUUCUGGUUCUGUUCUAGUUAUCAGUAUAAAAAUGUCAUACAAAAUUAUUAUCCUAUUCCUGAUUUGCUCAAUUGUUUAAAAAUGUACUGUGAAAACAAAUUAGUACUUAUAUCUUAAAUAUAUGCAAAAACUAUUAAA